This is a messenger RNA of Adineta ricciae, 1590 nucleotides long. Lineage: Eukaryota; Metazoa; Rotifera; Eurotatoria; Adinetida; Adinetidae. The record is from the annotation of a GenBank genome assembly.
AUGACGAAUCGAUCAAAUAUUACGCUUAACUUUUAUUCGCGUGAAAUUUAUCUUUGUGAUAUGUCGCCGCCGAAGAAUACUCAUGAUCGCCAAUUAUCUUCGCAGGAUUCUUCUGAUUCGAAUGUCAAUCAUGCCAGCCAUUUUAUAAGUCAACGUCAAUUAUCAGAUUCUCGCGUUCCGACAAAUUGUGUUAUGCUCUUCGAAAAUGCUUUCCCGACUACUAUUAAUGACAUUGUCUUCGUCGAAUACUGUGGUACACGCGCUCGAAAUCAUCAUAAACACAGAUUAUACAUACCUCAACUGCUCGACAGUCACCCGUCAUCAGCAUCAUCCAAUGAUGCUCCUGAAAGCUUUUCUGAUUCAAUCAGGAAAGUUUUAUCGUCAAUAUCGGACGAAGAUUUAUCAUCGUAUGUGAUCAGCAUCCGAACAGGUGUUUUCUAUUUCUUUUCAAAACAUUUUCGUUUCAAUGGUGAAUACUCAAUCGACGUUCUCCGUGAUUUGUUAGAGAAAAAAAUUCUCUCUUCCGAUAGAAAUUACUAUUACGAACAAACGAAUACUAACUAUCAUUCGGAUGAAACUCUACGUUCUGCAUUUUGUAACGUUAAACCUAUCAGUCAUUCGAAAGAUUUUGCUGAAAAACUUUAUAAUCAUAAGUUUUAUCUUGGAGAACAAAAACAUCUAUUUCGCAUCUAUUUGAAAUCGAACGAAAAUCAAACGCAUGUAUGUGUUGUCGAUCCAGCUAGUAGCUAUUCGAUUGUAGAAUUCUCAAAGGACUUUCAACGAACAUCGAAUAUUGAUUAUAUUCGAGAUCGGCAAAACUCAAAAUAUCGUCGGCAGAAAACUUUUGAUGAUGUUUUCGAUUUUCGUAUUCAGUUUCAAUAUCAUUCUCGAACAGGUCGAGAUCAUAUGAGUACAAUUGAAGAUGAAUUACGAAACGAAUUUCCAAGUCUUGAUGUAAAUUUUCAAAACAAAAACAUCCUCCGUCCAAUAGACAACCAAAACGAUGAAACCUAUCAUGUAUCCGAACAAUUAUGUCCAUACGUUCAAUUCAUUCGACGAGAUUUCGGCGAUGUUUAUCAUUAUAAUGGCACGGAUCCGUUAUUCGAGAAUUUCACUAUUUAUCUUGAAUCUCCUGUCGAAUAUCGCAUUGAUUACGCAACUCAUACAUGUAAACGUGAAUUAGAAACACAUGGAAUUGUCUAUGCUCGACUGAACCUCGAUAGUUUAAUGACAUCAAAUGGCGUUGACGAACAGUUACUCAUUAGGAAACUGUGGGAUAUGGGUACCGGCUUAACAUCGAUUGCUGGUGAAUGUACAACAUUAAAAACGCAACAAUCAACAAAUUACUAUACUAUGAACGGUGAUAAAUAUACUGCUGAAGAGGAACGACUUGUACAAAGAAUUUUGAAACGAUCCACUUUACCUGCUAUGCUCGGCUUAUCGAAUCAUGCAGACAGUCAUGCAAUCGACCAAGUCUAUAAACGUAUUAUGACUCAAUUAGAAUCGAAAUGGCAAUGUUUUCAACAUGGUUCGACUGCUCAUGAAAAACUUGCAUGUGCUUACGAAUUGUAUCAAAGUCAACACAGUUGA